AUGGCGCACAGAAGACCACUGCAUCAACGGGUUCGAAGACACAUAGCAUCCUCGAAUGCCUGCGAUUAUUGUGGUGAGCUUGAGUCAAUAAUACACGUUUUACGGGACUGUUUGCUCGCAAAGGAUUUUUGGGCCAAUUUACUACAUGCUGGAAUGCCGACCGAGUUCUUACGGCAGCCGCGGAAUGAUCGCAUUUUCAACGACCGUCAUGCGAGCACGGUCGCUAUUUGCUCGGAGGUCUUAAGUCGGGCGGAUACAUAUAUGGCAGCGGUCGCUGCUUCUCAGCGAGUUGGGAUGGCUGUGUAUGAGACGAGAUUGAUUAGUUGGGAUCCAUCGGAUCCAGGCGACUUUUCUUACUCUUAUUUGCGUGCAGGUCCGAGUGUUGCCCCAUCACCAUUUUCGCGCCCUCUAUCAAGAGGUCGGAUUCGAAAAGGGCCUUUACCACUGCCUGCAAUUCCACACAAUCACUUAAACGGAUGCGAAUCUCUAUCAUGCACCGAGCCGCUAACUUACACACCGCCCGGUCAACUGUGCGGUUGCGUUUGGCCGAUCAAAGUCAAACUCCGUUUUAGUCUCUCUGUUGACAAAUUUUUCCUGUUAGUCCCCGAGCUUGCUCGUGAAAUUACAAACGGGGUCCCUUUGAGUCGAGAUCAAGUUCGUAUUGUCGGGGCAGAUGUCGCAGAUCAAGAGCUCGAGGAGAAAACCGAUGUUCUUGUUAAUUUGGUGCCGCCGAUUAAUGAACCGUUCAAUUAUGCUACCGCAUAUUCUAUCUACGAGAAGUUUUUGAAGGCUGAGUUUCCAUUCAACAUGUCGGUUUUUGGUGUUUACCAAGUGUUAUAUGUUAACUAUCCAGGUCUACCUUCACUAUCUCCACCUUCACGGGCCUCCUCGGGCUCUGGUACAAUCGACUUUCGACCUUAUCCCAGUCGAGGAAAAAAUGACGAGCCGUUAAAACCGUUAGGUGUUGAUGUGUCGAGAGCUAGGAAAGAUAAUUCAGACAGAAAUAUGAUAUUAAUUAUAAUUAUCCUCUCAUCCGUCACGGCUUUUGUCGUUUGCCUGGCCUUCAUUCUGCUGCUCUUGUCCAAAGAGAGUCAACACGUUGGUUCAGAAUCUCCAGACGUAAAACCGGAAAGUGGCAGUAAGCUGCCGAGCUCGACAUCAAUAUCUUUCAGCUCUAGCCUGCUCGCAUGUACGGGAACUGCUAAGAUUUUCACCAUUGAAGACAUUAAGAGAGCUACAAAUGACUUUAACAAAUCAAGAAUUCUAGGUGAAGGUGGUUUUGGGCUCGUUUACAGCGGCACUCUUGAUGACGGGUCAAAAGUGGCGGUCAAAGUUCUGAAACGAGUCGACAAUCAAGGGGGGCGCGAGUUCUUGGCAGAAGUCGAGAUGCUCGGGAGGCUUCACCACAGGAAUUUGGUCAAGCUGAUUGGCAUUUGUGCCGAGGACCAAUGCAGAUGCCUCGUUUAUGAGCUCGUACCGAAUGGGAGUGUAGAGUCUCAUUUACACGGAGUUGACAAGGAGAUUGCGCCUCUUAACUGGAGUGCACGGAUGAAAAUUGCGGUUGGUGCAGCUCGGGGCUUGGCUUAUCUUCACGAGGACUCGAGUCCCCGCGUGAUACAUCGGGACUUCAAGUCGAGCAACAUCUUGUUGGAACACGAUUACACGCCUAAGGUGUCGGAUUUCGGUUUGGCUCGAUCGGCAUUGGAUGAAGGAAACAACAAACACAUUUCGACUCACGUAAUGGGAACUUUCGGCUACUUGGCUCCUGAGUACGCAAUGACGGGCCACCUCCUUGUUAAAAGCGACGUAUACAGCUACGGCGUGGUCCUUCUCGAGCUCCUCACGGGAAGAAAGCCCGUGGACCUAACCCAACCACCGGGCCAAGAAAACCUCGUCUCGUGGGCCCGGCCCGUACUCACAUCAUCCCAAUGGGCCCUCGACACAAUUAUGGACCCGUUACUAAAACCCGGAGGCGUGCCCCCAGAAAGUUUCGCCCGGGUGGCGGCCAUAGCUUCCAUGUGUGUCCAACCGGAGGUUUCUCACCGGCCUUUUAUGGGCGAGGUUGUUCAGGCAUUGAAGCUCGUUUGUGACGAGUUCGAGAGGUCGAGGAGCUUUUGUAGCCAAGAGGAGCUUUUGAUGGAUGUUGAGAGCAUUAAGGAGAGUGGGAUCUCGGGCGAGCUUGGGGAGGGUUAUGGGCCGGGCCUUGGCGAAAGGGCGGCCUUUUCAGGCUUGGAUUUGAGGGGCGAGCCGGGCGGGUUCGGAGGGAGGGAGUCGGAGUCUUUCAGGCGGGAGUUCAACUCGGCGCCACUGAAAAUGGAGAGGACAAAAAGGAGGUUUUGGGAUCGGGUGAGAGGCCUUUCGGGCGGGAGCAUGAGCGAACACGAGUAUUUGGCUAAAUUGUAG
Molecule: messenger RNA, 2403 nt
Organism: Striga hermonthica
Lineage: Eukaryota; Viridiplantae; Streptophyta; Magnoliopsida; Lamiales; Orobanchaceae
Source: the annotation of a GenBank genome assembly